AUGCGGAUCAUUCUAUACAAUCCACGGUUUCCAACAAACCAUCAUGUCCCACCGGAAUUGGAUGCGCUUCCACCACCCGACCAAACGUCUCCUGCCGCUCUAUCCUCUGCAUCUGCACCCUCUCAUGGCAUGUCCACGACGAUGCAAACGAUUCCGACGACAAACAUUUACACAAACGGCACAUCCAAUGGUCUGAACACUGCGACAUCGACAAUCUAUCGUGUAUCGACGACGGGGAUAUCCGUUCAACCGCAACCUACCCCGCAUUCGUCGUCCCGUCCUCGUGUACAUUACGCAAACGAACCCCACCGUCAACCUCGUGCAGCCGGAAGCCACCAUCACCAGCGAUCAACAAGUGGAAACACCCAAGGUUCAGCUCAGGCGAAGCAUCACAAGAGCUCGAGCGGCGGUGGCGAAUCUGGGCUCGAUAGGUCUACAACACCUACACAAAGUAAUACUCUAGCACAAGCAAAGCGACCGCAACUAGAUGAGCUAAGUCCUCGCGACCUCGGAUCAUUGACUCAGGAGCAAAUCGCUCAGCUCCAAGCGAACAUGCUAGAAGAUCUUCAAGAUGCGGAUGCACGUCCUCUAGUUUCGACUGUGCAACCCAUGGAAACACUCAUGAACGAGUAUUCGUCGAAUCCCAACUUUUUGCGAAAAAUGGAGUGGCUCAAGAAGCAAGGUUGGCUUGGGGUUCGAAGAACAAAGGGUGAUGGUGAUUGCUUCUAUCGAUCUUUUGCAUUUGCAUGGGUAGAACGCAUUCUGCGCGCCAAGGACCAAGAAUUUGCUGUGGCGUCGGCCAUCUCGACUCUCAACUCUACGUGGUUAGGACUUAAAGAUGUGGGAUUUGAAACGGUUAUACUUGAGGACUUUUACGAUGUUUUGCGAUCUCUGGUCGAGCAAAUCAUUACACCGGAAGCGGGCGGUCAAGCAUUGAAUGCCUCUCUACUUCUCGAAGCAUUUACCAGUCCGGAAGCAUCGAACUCCAUCGUCUCAUAUGUCAGAAUGCUCACCUCUGCCGAAAUACGUCGUAAUCGGGAAGAUUACGCGGCGUUUAUUGUGCACCCGGAGACACAAGAAGCAAUGCCAGUGGACGAGUUCUGUAAUCAGUUUGUCGAUGCAAUGGGCAAGGAAGCCGAUCAUGUUCAGAUGCAGGCUCUUGCAAAGGCACUUGGUGUCAACCUCUCAGUAGCCUACCUCGAUGGCAACAUUGGCAGUAAUAACGACGACGCAGCGGUAGACUUUGUCAAGUUUGAUAAUGGUGGAGGCAGUGAUGCUAAUGGGAUAGAUGAUGUUGUUCUCUUGUACCGACCUGGUCAUUAUGACAUUCUUGAACACCGUGCGCAUGAGCAUAGACCGAGUGCGGCCAGUACGCUCGUUACUUCCUCUGUCAUGGCGUAG
Molecule: messenger RNA, 1401 nt
Organism: Serendipita indica DSM 11827
Lineage: Eukaryota; Fungi; Basidiomycota; Agaricomycetes; Sebacinales; Serendipitaceae
Source: the annotation of a GenBank genome assembly